AUGAGGUGGUGUUUUGCCGUUGGAAGCCGUUGCAAUGGCAGCUGGACUGCAGCAACAGCACGCGGUUGGCGCUUCGGGGGCGGGCGUCGUCUUUUGAGUCAUAGCAGCAGCACGGCUUUGGGGCGCACUAUUAGUGCAGCUCCCCCGCAGUUACGACCAGGACAUCGAUUUCUGCCCCUCGAGAAGCUUCCAUCGCCUUCGCCAACACCAACUUUGAGCUACUACACCACCACCACCCUCGCGACGUCGCGUCUCGGUUCUGCAGUUAGAAUCCCCUGUCGGAAAUCAUAUUACAGACGUCGUCCUGGCCUGAUAUCAACGCAGAGAUCCUUCUUGUCGACAACAAACAACACCGCCAACAUGGCCACCGAGGUCAAGUGGACCGCUGAGACGGUUCGCAAGACCUUCCUCAACUACUUUGAGGAGAGGGGUCACACAAUAGUUCCCUCGUCGUCGGUGGUCCCUCACAAUGACCCCACCUUGCUCUUCACAAAUGCCGGCAUGAACCAGUUUAAGCCCAUUUUCCUGGGCACUAUAGGCAAGACUGAUCCUAUGGCCGGUCUGAAGCGCGCUGCGGACUCUCAGAAGUGUAUUCGCGCCGGUGGCAAGCACAAUGAUCUUGACGAUGUUGGCAAAGACAGCUAUCACCAUACAUUCUUUGAAAUGUUGGGCAACUGGUCCUUUGGAGACUACUUCAAAAAGGAGGCCAUUUCGAUGUCGUGGGAGCUGCUGACCAAGGUCUACGGUCUCGACCCUGCCCGGUUAUAUGUAACCUACUUUGAGGGUAACCCGGAAAUGGGUCUUGAGCCCGACUUGGAGGCCAAGAACCUUUGGCUUGAGAAUGGCGUGCCUGAGGAUCACAUCCUGCCUGGAAACAUGAAGGACAACUUCUGGGAGAUGGGUGACCAAGGUCCAUGUGGUCCUUGCAGUGAGAUUCAUUACGACAAGGUGGGCGGAAGAAACGCCGCUCACCUGGUCAACAUGGACGACCCCUUGGUUGUUGAGGUGUGGAACAACGUGUUUAUUCAGUUCGACCGGCAGCAGGACAAGUCCUUGAAGCCUCUUCCCGCCAAACACGUCGACACAGGUAUGGGUUUCGAGCGUCUGGUCUCUGCUCUGCAGAACAAGACUUCGAACUACGCCACCGAUGUUUUCUCCCCCCUUUUCGCCAGGAUACAAGAGGUGACGGGCGCCCGGUCGUACACGGACAAGUACGGCAAGGAUGAUGCCGACGGCAUCGACACGGCCUACCGUGUAGUUGCCGACCACAUCAGGCUCAUGGCCUUUUCGAUUGCUGAUGGUGCUGUUCCAAACAACGACGGCCGCGGCUACGUUGUCCGUCGUGUCCUGAGGAGAGGUGUGCGAUAUGCACGCAAGUACUUCAACGCCGAGAUUGGAGGUUUCUUCUCACAGAUUCUUCCCACACUCGUCCAGCACAUGGGAGAGCAGUUCCCCGAACUUGGUCAGAAGCAGCAAGAUAUUAAGGAGAUUCUGGACGAAGAGGAGGAGGCUUUUGCCCGGACAUUGGACCGCGGCGAGAAGCAAUUUGAAAAGUAUGCCUCCAUGGCCAUCAAGGCUGGCGAGAACAAGCUCUCCGGCUCCGAUGUAUGGCGGCUGUAUGACACUUUCGGAUUCCCCGAAGAUCUUACAAAACUGAUGGCUGAGGAGCGCGGCAUCACUAUUGAUGAGGCCGAAGUUUCAGUGGCUAGGGAAAAGGCUCGCGAGGCAAGCAAGGCUGUCAAGGAGUCCGUCCAGACCUUUGCCAAGCUUGACGUGCAUAGGAUAUCGGAGCUGGAGAACGAGCUCAAGAUCACACGCACAGAUUCCGAGGCCAAAUACCUGAAGGGUGAUAUAACUUCCAAGGUUUCUCUCAUCUACACAGGCAAGGAUUUUCUCAAGAGCAGCAAGGAGAUACCGCCAAAGACGCCACUUGGUCUUAUCCUGGACAAGACCAACUUUUAUGCGGAAUCGGGUGGUCAGGUCGCAGACACGGGCCGCAUUGUCAUCGAUGGAGUGGCCGAGUUCAAGGUUCUGGACACACAAGAGUUCGGUGGCUACGUCUUGCACAACGGCUACCUGGAGUACGGAGAGCUCACCGCUGGAGACUCGGUCAUCUGCGAGUAUGACGAGCUCCGUAGGCAACCGAUCCGUAACAACCACACGGGCACCCAUAUCUUGAACCACUCACUUCGUGAGGUUUUGGGUGACGACAUCAACCAGAAGGGAUCCCUGGUCGAUAACGAGAAGCUGCGCUUCGACUUUUCUCACAAGACGGGCGUUUCGGUUCCUGAGCUCAAGAAGAUCGAGGACCUGUCAAACGCUUACAUCCGCCAGAACUGCAAGACUUAUACCAAGGAUGUCGACUUGGAUCUCGCUAAGCAGAUCGAGGGAGUGCGCGCUGUUUUCGGCGAGACAUACCCCAACCCCGUCCGCGUGGUGUCCAUCGGUAUUGAGGUCGACAUGCUGCUGGAAAACCCCAAGAACCCAGAGUGGCGCAAGGUCUCGGUCGAGUUCUGCGGUGGAACCCAUGUCGACCAGACGGGAAUAAUGAAGGAUAUGAUCAUUGUCGAGGAAAGCGGUAUUGCCAAGGGCAUACGACGUAUUGUCGCUUACACAGGCGAUGCUGCCCACCAGGUCCAGCGUCUCGCGGCUGACUUCUCCAAGCGCAUCGACGAGCUCGAGGGCCUGCCCUUUGGAUCUGAAAAGGAGGCCGCCAUCAAGACGACGCAGGUAGACCUGGAGCAACUAGUCAUCUCAACGGUCACCAAGGAUGAGCUGCGCACUAGGUUCACGAAGAUCCAGAAGGCGGUCGUCGAGGAGCAAAAGAAGAAGCAAAAGGCCGAGAGCAAAAAGGCGCUCGACACUGUCGCUGAGCACUUCAAGAACCCAGAAAAGGCAGACUCGAAGGUUUUCAUUGGACAGCUGCCCAUUUCGGCCAACGCCAAGGCUGUGUCUGAAGUGAUGAACUUUUACAGAUCGAAAGAUAAGGAAAAGUCGGUCUAUCUUUUCGGCGGCAGCAAGGAAGAGGGUGCCGUGGUUCACGGUGUUUAUGUGGGAACUGCUCUUGCCUCGCAAGGAAUCACUGCUGAACAGUGGGCCAAUGCUGUUUCGGAAGUGAUUGGUGGCAAGUCUGGCGGAAAAGAGCCCACACGCCAGGGACAAGGCACCAAACCGGAGAACCUGGAGCAGGCUGUUGCCGAGGCAGAGAAGUUCCUGACCGAGAAGAUAAAGGACCUGAAGAUCUGA
Messenger RNA from Pyricularia pennisetigena, 3246 nucleotides. RefSeq lists its product as uncharacterized. Gene Ontology annotation, cellular component: mitochondrion; cytoplasm. Gene Ontology annotation, molecular function: amino acid binding; aminoacyl-tRNA deacylase activity; alanine-tRNA ligase activity. The record is from RefSeq and is a predicted model, not a curated record. The transcript is spliced from 6 exons. Gene Ontology annotation, biological process: alanyl-tRNA aminoacylation; tRNA modification. NCBI's taxonomy places the organism in Eukaryota, Fungi, Ascomycota, Sordariomycetes, Magnaporthales, Pyriculariaceae. Bases 1 to 3246 code for a protein of 1081 amino acids.